Molecule: messenger RNA, 1455 nt
Organism: Phaeoacremonium minimum UCRPA7
Lineage: Eukaryota; Fungi; Ascomycota; Sordariomycetes; Togniniales; Togniniaceae
Product: putative cytochrome p450 97b3 protein
Exons: 2
Coding region: 1-1455 (484 amino acids)
Molecular function (GO): oxidoreductase activity, acting on paired donors, with incorporation or reduction of molecular oxygen; heme binding; monooxygenase activity
Source: RefSeq, a predicted model, not a curated record
AUGAUAGCAGGAACUCCUACGGGUGUGCCGCAGCUGAAAUGGGUGUCCAGUAUUCCCAACAACGGCCUUAUCAGAUAUAAAGGUCUGCUAAACCAGGAGCGUGUACUCGUCACGUCUGCGAAAGCAAUAUCUGAGGUUCUAGUCACGAAGAGCUACGACUUUAAGAAACCUGGUCAGAUCAGAUUCACGCUAGGUCGGAUUCUAGGGGUUGGCAUUUUACUGGCAGAAGGCGACGAACAUAAGCUGCAGAGGCGGAAUCUUAUGCCCGCCUUCGCGUUCAGGCACAUCAAGGAUCUCUAUCCUGUCUUUUGGGAUAAGGGCAGAGAAGGCGUCCAGGCGCUGACAGAAUAUGUUCUUUCAGAGGCGGCAAAGACCCCUGCUCCGCAAGACCUAGAGAAGGGCAGUGAACUGGACGGAAAGACCACCGCGGUGGUCGAGGUGGGAAGUUGGGCUUCGCGGAUGACGCUCGACAUCAUCGGCGUCGCUGGGCUAGGUCGGGACUUCGGUGCUAUUCGCGACACGCAGAAUCCUCUGUUCAAGACGUACAAUCACCUCUUCAAACCCUCUCGGCAGGCGCAAAUACUCACGCUGAUGGGGCUUGUCUUCCCGGGCUGGCUGAUUAGUGCUAUUCCAGUCAAGCGAAAUGAAGACAUUGCUGCGGCAGCAAAGGUCAUCCGCUCUACAUGCCGCGACCUCAUCCGCGAGAAGAAGCACAAGCUCGAGCGCAAAGAGCUGACAGAUGUCGACAUUCUGUCGGUAGCCCUCGAAAGUGGCGGCUUCACCGAGGACAACCUUGUUGACCAGCUCAUGACUUUUCUGGCUGCUGGACACGAGACAACGGCCUCUUCGAUGACAUGGGCCACCUAUUUAUUGUCUAGAUACCCCGAGAUACAGACCCGUCUGCGCGAGGAAGUCAGAUCGAAUCUGCCUUCGCUGAAUGAUGCCGCAAGCAUUUCCAGCCUCGACAUUGACCACCUGCCGUACCUGAAUGCCGUAUGCUCGGAAGUGCUGCGUUACUGGAGUCCUGUACCCAUGACUAUGCGCGAGACUGCUGUCGAAACAACCAUUGAAGGCCAGAAGAUCCCCAAGGGCACGAGAAUCAUCCUCUCCCCGGCCGCCACGAACAAGGACGUGCAUCUCUGGGGCCCGGACGCCCUGACUUUCAACCCCGAUCGUUGGAUCCCCAAGUUCGAGGGAGACAAGCAGGCCGCGAGCGGCGGAGCGAGCUCGAAUUACGCAUUCCUGACUUUCCUGCAUGGCCCUAGGAGUUGCAUAGGCAUGUCAUUCGCCAGAGCCGAAUUUGCUUGUCUCCUGGCAGCUUGGGUAGGACGUUUCGAGUUCAGUUUGAAGAACAAGGAGGAAAUGGACGAGACGAAGAUUGCCAUCAAAGGUGGUAUCACAUCACGGCCAGCCAAGGGACUGUAUGUUUAUGCCAAAGUCCUAGAUGGCUGGUGA